AUGGAUUUGAAUGAACUACCCCCUGAUGUUGACUUUGAUUUCAUUUUUGGAGCUAACAUAGAUACGUCUACAAACAAUCCAACCUUUUGCACUCAGGUGGAUCCUGAGGAGCAGCAAUGUGCUCCGAGCGUUUCAGAGGUGGAUCCUGUUGACCAGCGAGAUGCUCCUAACGUUUCAGAGGUUAGGUUGUCGCUAGAAGAGACACACUUAGAAGAAAUUCAGCAAGUUGUUCAUAACACAGAAUUGGCUGGUGGUCAAUCUGGUACGGAAGGUCUUUUUUCAGAAGCUGUUGAGGCAGAAGUGUGGUCUACACCUCAAGGGCCACACAAUGGAAUGACAUUCAGCACUCUAUUAGAAGCAAAAGAGUACUACAAUUCAUAUGCUAAAAGAAUUGGCUUCUCAAUCAGGACCAACACAUCACGCAGAUCAGCAUUUACAAAAGAGGUAGAAAAGGUACAAUUUGUUUGCAACAAAGAAGGUAAAGGGAAGAAAAGUAAAUCUGAAGAACAAAUUGAUGAGCUUAUAUAUGAUUCUGAUGAUGAUUCUAAUUCUGAUCAAGAGGGGGGUGCUGAGAUGCCAGUAGAAGGAGAAGAAGACAGGAAGCAUAACAAAAAUAGUGCUGGCAUCAAAAGGAAGAGGGAAAAAAUGAAGUGUACACAAUGCAAAGCAAGAAUGGUUGUGAAACUCAUUGGUGCUAGGUGGCAUCUAAUGUCUGAAUUCUAUGGAUCUAGGCAACUAGUACCAUAUGAAGAUAAAGAUGUGCACAACUUCCGCUCAACACUUCGGACAACUGAAAAGUAUAAAGAUAUGCAAGAAACGUUGGAGUAUUUUGAAGAAUUGAAGCAACAUGAUCCAGAAUAUUUUUACAAGUUUAAGUUGGAUGAUGAUUACAGGCUUCGGAACCUAUUCUGGAUAGAUGGUGCAGCAAGGAGGGCGUAUGAAACAUAUCAUGACUGUGUGUCUUUUGAUACAACUUAUAUGACAAACAUGUAUGAUAUGCCCUUUGCACCCUUCAUUGGGAUAAACAGACAUGGUCAAUCAUUCCAGCUAGGUUGUGCGUUCCUAAGAGAUGAAAAGACACCAAGCUUUGUCUGGCUUUUCCAAACAUUCUUGGAAGCGAUGAAAGAGAAAGCUCCGUUGAAUAUUAUUACUGAUCAAGAUGGUGCUAUGAGAAGUGCAAUUGAACAUGUGUUCCCGCUUGCAAAUCAUAGGAACUGUCGAUGGCACAUAAUGAAUAAAGCGGCGGGUACUGUAGGUCCUUUACUUAAGGAAGAUAAAGAGUUGGAGGAUGAAUUCAAGGACUGUAUAAACUACAGUGUCAUGCCAGAAGAGUUUGAGGCAAAGUGGCAAGCUAUGAUUCAAAAGCACCAAUCGACGCAAAGAAGUGAAGGUUUUAACGCAGUGUUGAAGUUGUAUGUCAGCCCAAACUUAUCAAUAUUGGACUUUGUCAAGCAAUACCAGAAGAUUCAAGAUAAGUGUCUUGUUGCUCAAGAUGGGCAGGACUUCAGAACCGAUGAUAAGACUCGAAACACGUGGUCGAAGAACCCUAUUGAGAAGCAUGCCUCAACUGUGUAUACGAAGAAUAUAUUCUACAGAUUCUCGAAAGAAUUUGAAAAGAUUGAAGAGUAUUUUGUGCAGCAUAUAGGUGACUACCAGUUCCGGCUUGUGCCAAAUGACAAGUUUGUUGAUGGCUAUGGCACUAGGUCAUAUAAUGUGACAGCAGUAGAAGAAGAAGAAAGCUACUAUUGCGAGUGCAGCAAGUUUGAUAGGGAUGGCAUAAUUUGCUGUCACAUCAUCAAGGUUAUGAGCAGAUUUGGUGUCAAGAAGCUGCCUGACCGAUACAUAAUGGGAAGGUGGAAGCAACAGGAAAUGACUGUUGGCACAAAUGCUAAUGCAAAUCUUCAAGCUGAUGUUGGAACUAGUGGUAUGCCUUUGCAGAACCAAAAGACAAUAAGAUUCAGCAAUCUUGCCUCCACGCUCACAAAGUUUGCUCGCGAGGGAUCAAACUCAGAAGAUGCUUAUGAAAUUGUUACAAGGCACAUUGGAAUGAUGCGAUCUGAACUUGAAGAUCUAAAGAAGAAGAAGAAGAAAAGGACACGGUGUAAUGAGAUAUCAGCUAAUACUGCUGCUGGUGCUCUCAAUAAUCCCAGCACUCCUCAUGCUACAAAUGCACAUAUGAGUGCACCUUCUGCACCUUUAACUACUGCAACUUCAGUUGCUGCAUCCACAACUGCUAUGUCUAGUCAUACUGGACUUGGGACUAUUGGAACAAAUCUACAGGAUCCUACCAUUCCUAGUAAUUCAGGAAAAGUAAAGAAUCCUCCAAGAUCAGUUGUCAAAGGGAGAAAAAAGUCGAAAAGGCUAUCUAAUGGAAUGAAUGCACAACCAAAAAGGAGGAACCAAUGCAGCAUUUGUCACUCUGAUAAGCACACAGCUCCCAAGUGUCCGAACAAAAUAGAAAAAAGAGUUCCAAAUGCAGAAAUGCAGCUAUUCACAUAG
Molecule: messenger RNA, 2499 nt
Organism: Phragmites australis (common reed)
Lineage: Eukaryota; Viridiplantae; Streptophyta; Magnoliopsida; Poales; Poaceae
Product: protein FAR1-RELATED SEQUENCE 5-like
Exons: 4
Coding region: 1-2499 (832 amino acids)
Biological process (GO): regulation of DNA-templated transcription
Molecular function (GO): zinc ion binding
Source: RefSeq, a predicted model, not a curated record